AUGUCGGCUCAGGGCUCCGAGAUGAUCAACCUGGAGACGCUGGACGUGCAGCAGCUGAGCCAGGUCAAGAAACAAUUAGAGGAAGAGUUGGAGCACCUGACAUCGUCGUUUGCUCAACUGCACAGCGCCCAAGCUAAAUUCAGGGAAUGUCUCCGCUGUGUCAAGGCCCGCCCGGGAUCAGAUGAGGGCGAGAAGUCAGUUCUGGUCCCACUGACGAACUCGCUCUACGUGCGCGGCGAGUUAUCAGAUCCAAAGCACGUCAUCGUCGACGUCGGCACGGGAUUCUAUGUUGAAAAGGACGCAGAUUCGGCUGAGCGCUUCUACGACGCCAAGGUCCAGCAGCUCCAGAACAACAUUCAAGAUUUGGAAACUAUCGUUCAGCGCAAGACAUCCAAUGUCCGCAGCGUCGAAGAUGUUUUAAGGCAAAAGGUGCUUCAGACACAGGCUGCAUAG
Molecule: messenger RNA, 453 nt
Organism: Colletotrichum karsti
Lineage: Eukaryota; Fungi; Ascomycota; Sordariomycetes; Glomerellales; Glomerellaceae
Product: byr1-binding protein bob1
Exons: 5
Coding region: 1-453 (150 amino acids)
Biological process (GO): protein folding; regulation of DNA-templated transcription
Cellular component (GO): prefoldin complex; cytoplasm
Source: RefSeq, a predicted model, not a curated record